UAUUGAGUAUAUAACUUAAAAGUCCACAUGCACUCUCAUCUUAUUUGCCGCUAACCUCCGACAACAAUUGGCCGGAAACAGCCACCUUCACCGCCGUGUUCAUCAACCGUUUUCGAUGGAUAAAAACUAUUUGCAACUGUUUGUUGACGAGACGUCGUUGACCAACCGAAUGGUGCUAGGAACGCUGCUGCCGGAGAAGAUAUGGGAGCCGUUACCACACUUUUUUCAGACGUGGCUCCGGAACUACACCGCCGGAACCUUAGUUUACUUCAUCACAAGUUUUCUUUGGAGCUUCUAUUUUUAUUACUACAAGCAUAAUAUUUAUGUUCCUAAAGAUGCUAUCCCUUCUAGGAAAUCAAUGCUUCUACAAAUAUAUGUUGCAAUGAAGGCUAUGCCAUGGUACUGCCUUCUUCCCACGGUCUCGGAGUACAUGGUCGAAAACGGAUGGACCAGAUGUUUUUCGCGGAUAAGUGAUGUCGGAUGGUUCUCCUACACUUUCAACUUGUGUUUGUAUCUAGUGAUUGUCGAAUUCGGCAUCUACUGGAUGCACCGCGAGUUGCAUGACAUUAAACCUUUGUACAAAUACCUUCAUGCAACUCAUCAUAUCUACAACAAACAAAACACACUUUCACCUUUUGCUGCUAUGUUUCCUAAAGGGUUGUGUUAAACGUAACUCUCCCUCUCUAUUUACUCUUUGUUGUGCCCCCUUUAAGUUGUCAGCUCACUUAGGGGUGUAAACAAGCUGAGCCGGGCCCUAGCUUGCUUAAGCUUGAGCUUUACUCGUUUAAGUGUUUAACCGACGAGAGUUCAAGCUCAAGCUAGCUCAUUUCGGUCUUUCACUACUACAAAAUAGAGCAUAAGACGGUGUUCAAUAUUUGGUUUAGACGGUGUUAUUAAAAUAACACCGUCUUAAAAUCAAUUCCUCACAUGACCGUUGUGCAAAUCCAAUUAAAAUAUUCAACAAAAUUCCAUAAAACACCGUCUUAUGCUUCAACACCGUCUUAUGGUUACAUACGCACCCUUUAGACGGUGUUCCCUUUGAACACCGUCUUAUAUGCUCAUGCUUUAGACGGUGUUAUUUUAAUAACCCCGUCUUAAAAUCAAAUCCUCACAUGACCGUUACACCAACCCAAUUAAAAUAAUCAACAAAAUUCCAUACAACACCGUCUUAUGCUUAAACCCCGUCUUAUGUGUACAUAGCACCCUUUAGACGGUGUUACCUUUGAACACCGUCUUAUAUACUCAUCAAAUUCAAAUCGCAGAAGCUCCAACAACCCACCAAAUCUUCAUCUUUCUUCCAACUUUCUCACCUUCUUCAUUCUCUCAUCUUCUUCAUCCAACUUUCUCACCUUCUUCACUUAAUUUCAUCAUUAAGAAGCUUUUAAAGCUUUAAGAUGGAUCGCGAUUGGAUGUACUACCGAAAUCGUACAGAUGAAAUAUAUAUAAUGGGUGUUCAAAGUUUUCUUAAGGCCGCCGAAGCUCAUCGCGUGAAUAUGGGAGAUCGAUUAAUAUUUUGUCCCUGUGCAUCGUGUACAAAUUUUCAAAAAUUUGAUAUCAAAGAAAUAAACUUUCAUUUGUUUA
Messenger RNA from Helianthus annuus (common sunflower), 1581 nucleotides. RefSeq names its product delta(7)-sterol-C5(6)-desaturase. Gene Ontology annotation, molecular function: oxidoreductase activity; iron ion binding. Lineage: Eukaryota; Viridiplantae; Streptophyta; Magnoliopsida; Asterales; Asteraceae. The record is from RefSeq and is a predicted model, not a curated record. The transcript is spliced from 3 exons. The coding region runs from base 116 to 667 and encodes 183 amino acids. Gene Ontology annotation, biological process: lipid biosynthetic process.